AUGUUGGCGGUGGCUUUGGUGCACUUGGCCACCGGCGAAAACACGGUCAGCUCGGGCAAACUGUUGAGUGGUCCCCCACCACCUCCGCCACCUUCCUCGAGCACGUCGCUUGGAAGUUUGUACCGCAGCGCCCGGGACGACUACAACGCCAGAAGGGCCUGCUCCAACUGUGGUCCCGGGUACGAGCGGGACAUGCGCACCUAUGGGCGGCGCGGAAUCGUCGGAUACUACAGCGGCAUGGGUCCGAUCGAGGACGAUCGCAACUGGUACUACCGUCCGGAGGUGUUUGACGAUCGGAUGCGCGGUGGUGGCGCCGGAUAUCAGCAGCCAUACAAUGGUGGUGGCUACCGACAGCCUGCCUACAUGAUGGGUUACGAGUACGAUCGCUAUAUGCAACGUCCGGACGAUCGCGGAUAUCCAGGCUAUGGCUACCCGGGGAUGGGCAUGAACGGCGGCGGUGGAUUCUACGAUCCUGGCAGUAGCCGAAUGGGUCAGUAUCCGGAGAUGAUGCGAGGCUACGGCUACCGCGGGAAUGGCUACGACAAUCUGGAUCCACAGUACGAGUACUACAUGACGCAACGAGGUGCCGGCGGUAUGAGCAGUCGAGAUCGCUACUACCAACCGCAGGGAUAUUAUGAAGACCGCAUGAGCUACGGAGGACAGUACGAUCAGAAGAAUUUCCGCCCCUGGGAUCAAACCUACAGAGGAAUAUCUGGUUUUGAUAAUUCUGGACGUGGUUAUUAUUUUGCAAGUCGUCCCCCGACCUCCUCCUCACCAUCAUCACCAUCAGCACCGUCCCCCUCAUCGCCAUCAUCGUCACCUUCGUACUCCGCACACGCCUCAUACCAUGUCCAAGCCCAACCGGCUGCCGCCCCAUCGGGCUACGGAAGCCCGGGUGGCCACGAGCCGGCUCAUCGACCGGUCGGUGGCGGUCAUCAGGGUUAUCGGCCGGACUACCAGCAUCACGGAGGCCCCGAUCGGCCCGACUACCAGCCGCCGGCCGACUCCGGCACCAACUGCUGUCGAAACCGAUACCCGGAGCAGUCGCCCCAUCACCAUUCCGGCCACGGUCCAUCGGGACCGAGUGCGGCCUCGGGCUACGGAGACGGAGCCGGUGGAAGCCACGGUCGACCGACAUCGUCUGCCGGAACGUGGAGCUACGUGAGCAGCGGCCCGACCGGUGUCCAACACCACGCCAGUAGUGCUCAGGUAUCGUACGGAGAGCAUUCCGGAGGCGGAGGAGGCCCGGGCCAGUAUCCCGGUGGAAGUGGUGGUGCGUCCGCACACGAAUCAUCGUACGGCGGUAACCGAGGGGGCAGCAGCGACCAUCGUCGGGAACCGGACAGUCGCCAUCAGAGCACUGCCUAUGGUGGACGUCCGAGGCCAUCAUCGGCGAUAGGUGACACGAGCUACCUGAUGGACCGGGCCGAUGGCAGCGACGACGCCAAUCGGGUGCCCACGGACCCGGCCCACAAACCGACCGACAACGACAACGACGAUGACACCGCCAUCCGUGCCAAACCGGAAUCGAACGCUCCGAAAAACGCCCACACUGAGCCGGAGCAGCCUAGCUCGACUAAUAAUGCCGGCUCCGAAUCGAGCGCACAAAACAUCGAUCGCAGUGCAUAA
Anopheles coustani is the source of this 1629-nucleotide messenger RNA. RefSeq names its product hornerin. The coding region runs from base 1 to 1629 and encodes 542 amino acids. The transcript is spliced from 5 exons. The record is from RefSeq and is a predicted model, not a curated record. NCBI's taxonomy places the organism in Eukaryota, Metazoa, Arthropoda, Insecta, Diptera, Culicidae.